Talaromyces amestolkiae is the source of this 2667-nucleotide messenger RNA. RefSeq lists its product as uncharacterized. The record is from RefSeq and is a predicted model, not a curated record. Bases 1 to 2667 code for a protein of 888 amino acids. Lineage: Eukaryota; Fungi; Ascomycota; Eurotiomycetes; Eurotiales; Trichocomaceae. The transcript has 5 exons.
AUGACGCGGUUGCCAGGGCGUCCUGGACCAGGUCGAGCCCAAAACAGCUCGGCCAGGACCAAAUUUCGCAAGCACAAGGUCAUAUUAGAAAGUGUGACGCAGAAACGAAAGAAGCUUAGAACAAUCUUAUCAUUCGAAGCGAAAGCUCCUCCUGGAUACACUUUCAUACCGGCGGGUAACCCAACAUUCACGACAGCCUGCAAGGAGUUUUGCCGUGAAGAAGGUCUGAGGAUUUUCACUGUUACGGUUAAGACAACCCCGCAUCAAAACACACACGGCCUAUCGCAGCAGGUUCAUCGAGUAGGUUAUCAUUUUCCAAGCGCUGUUGUGGCUCAAAAAUGCAUGGAGCUUGGCCUAUACAUUUCAGAAAACGGAAAUGUGGUACCUUUCGAACAGUUUGGGACCAGCUUCCCUACGACCGACGAGGUCGUGGAAGUUCCUCAGAUUACAAUAAAUACGGAAGCCAGAGACGUUAUCCGCGACCUGUUCCCUAGGAUUCCUGAUGAUGAUAUUAAUCAAAUUAUCAAGACGGCUUUUCAAAAGGGUCAACGUAAAGUAGGGACCGCAGUUGAGCUACCGCUGGCUCGUAGAGCCCAGCUAGCUGUAGUAGCGCAUAUUCGUCACGUCUACACGGACUACGACAAGUUACUCAAAACAACAUCUUUUCAAGAAGCACGACGUUCGGUAGAAGACUCUACGUUAGAGAAGCUCGUUCAGUGGCGUGGUGAUGAUGAAAAUGGAAUGCCGGAAUUGGAAGAUGUCUUCCGUGAGGUCAUUGUCAUUUCUGAUGACGAAGAAGGAGAUACUGAAGAAAGCGAUUUCAUCGGAAAUGAAAACGUUGCUUCAGCUGGUCGUGAUCGUGGUCUGAGUGUUGAGGUGUUGUCAAGUCAGGUCGCUGCAGACAACCUUGAUGUCAUCACAAACGACGAUAGCAAUCAUAUCGUCAGCCCCUUCCCAAUCAGAGUCGGCAGAAAACCACUCUUUAGCGAUUACAACAUCGGAGCUGGAGUCACUAACCUAGCUUCAAGCAAGACAAAGGUGGAUCGGCGUGGGUUCAGUCGAUAUCAAGCUUGGGAUCGAGCCAUGGAUCGUUACCGAGAAAAAUCACUUUCCAGAUACGGCGAAUCUAGCUUGUCUAGGGCUCCUGCAGUAACCAGAGAUGAAGCAAUUAUCACUUCAAGGCCGUUGCACCGCCAUCCAAACCAAGUUACUGGACGACCUCUCACACCCAUAGUGGAGCGCACGUCCGGUCCCUCUUUUAAAGGGGCGGCAUAUGACAAUCGACCACAUUCUAGCGAUGUACUUCAGCACAAAGGCCAGUAUGCUUCGCAAGAGGGCAACAGACUACAAGCAGGCCCACCGACACAGCACCAAGCCCCAGAUAUUCUUCAUUUUCCUGACGGCUCCGUUUUCAGUAAAAUUACUACAACUUCGUCGCAUAAAAGGAAUUCAUUUCCAAUUGAUGUUUCGUCUGCUCCUGUGUUUGUUGCGGGGCCAAGAUUGUUCUCUGAAGGUAAUAAUGGGACGACUCUAAAACGAGUCCAUCCGACUGCUCACCGUCCACCCAGCGGCAAUUGGAGCAGCGAUUCUCCUCGAGGUCACACGAUAAUUCCUUCGAUUGAACGUCGCGACUCUCCAAUCUCCGCGGGGUUUCCGCUUCAGCACAAGACAAGCGACCCCAAUAUGUUGCCAAGUGUUGCGCGUGGAGCUUCGGCUUCGCAGUAUCGGCGACCACUUGAUGAACUUUCGAAGAGAAUUGAUUUGAUAGACUUGACCGAAGAUACACUCGAAAUCCCCAAAAGGAGAAGACUAGAAUCCCAGGAAGCUCCAUCUAAUGUCCUCCGGUCUUCAUAUAGGGACGAGUUCAGGAGUUCGGAGGCUCCGGGAUCAAGAGCCCAACCUGCACCCUCGAUGAAACACAGACGAUACCAUGAGUCUGUGCCUCAAGGAAAGAGGCCUGGUGUGGCGCCUAUUAUGAGGACUGAUCCAGCUUCGUACUUUGUGAACAGGCCCAGGCAAGAGACUGACCAGGCAGCAUACCCCGGUAAUAAGCUACAUGCUGUACCUAGUUCCAUUCCCCAGGUUCUUCUUGACUCUUCGGAAGCUUUCAAUGGAUCUGGUAGCACGCCUACAGGUCGUCCACCCGUUGACACCCUACCACAGUACAGGAAUAUGAGCUCUAGUGGUGACUCCUGCGUAGCGCAACCUCCAAAAGAAGCCCCUCCUCGACUCGAUCAUCCAGUCAGCAGCCAUCACAGCCGUGGCACUGGCUCCGAUGAUGCAAUGUGGAGAAGUAAAGCUAACUCUUACGGUUCGCAGAGGAGAUUAUUAGCAGCUCAGGAUCCUGCUUGGUUAACGGGAUCGACUACCGUGCCUCAACCAUCCUUACCGGUGAGUAGGACACACAGGAUCGAACGAGCCACCCACAGUUCGGCGCAUAAUCAAGAGAACUUCGUGGAACCACUUGUGGACUUGACUCGUGAUGCCACUCCUGAUACUACACCUCAUUACUAUGGGGCGCAACGGCGCAUCUCUUCGCAACCUCCUUUCGAUGGCCAGAGAAAGAGAGAUGCGCUCCCUGCAUCAGCAGUAAGACGUUACGAGGUUCAGCUGGAAAAGUUGAAUCCUCAUCGGUACGGCUCCGCUCCAUAUCAAGAGCGGCAAUGA